Molecule: messenger RNA, 2544 nt
Organism: Kwoniella botswanensis
Lineage: Eukaryota; Fungi; Basidiomycota; Tremellomycetes; Tremellales; Cryptococcaceae
Exons: 11
Coding region: 1-2544 (847 amino acids)
Biological process (GO): double-strand break repair via nonhomologous end joining; interstrand cross-link repair
Molecular function (GO): damaged DNA binding; 5'-3' DNA exonuclease activity
Source: RefSeq, a predicted model, not a curated record
AUGGCAAGAGGAUCAACGAAAUCAGCCAAGCAAUCCCCCUCCGCAAGUAGCAGUGGCAACAUCCUAUCUUUCUUCUCCAAGACACCUACUCCUCGUCGGACAUCAAGCGCGUCCAAGAACGGACUUUCCGAGAAGGUCGUAGUCGAAGAUAUCAAGCCUGUAGUAGAAGAUAGAAAGGGGAAGGGAAAAGCGACAUUACUUGUGGGAUCCAUCGAAGAUCCAGUGGUCAUCAGCGAUGAUGAAGAUAUCUUACUGGUCUCACCACCCAGCACAAUGGGUAGGAAACGGAAAUUGUCCCAAAUAUCUCCCGAAGUUGGUCCUUCUUCUCUGAGACCCAUCGAUUCCUGCAAACCACCUCCGUUCCCUGGAUACCCAGACUUCAGACCACCGACUACAUGGCCUGAGGUCAUUAAUGUAGGAGACAUGCAUAAUAUCGAGCACGAAGACGAAGACGAUGAUAUACCUCCUUCGGAUGAGGAUCAUAAUCGGAAUCAAGAUCCGGAAGAUGGCGAUGAUGCCGAGAAUGAUGAUUCAGGUUUAGACAUGGACGUGGAACCAACAGAUCUGGAUUUACCUGACCCGAUCGAACCUGAAACACCACAGGUUGCGACACCCAGUAAACAGUUUAAGGAGAGUGAUCUAGGGAUGAACAUUGAUAUGACGGAAGAGUGGGAAGAACCUGAAGAUGAAGGUAUGGGAAUGGAAGAGGAUGGUGAAGGGGAUGACGAAGCUAGUGUUAUUUCUGAACCCAUCAAUAGGGGAAGAUGCAAGAAAGGUAUAUCAGGAGGGAAGAUUUCGGAAUGUCCGGUGUGUGGAAAAUCGUUGAAAGGGCAGGUCAAUACGGCUGCACAGCAUCAUAUCAAUACUUGUCUCGAUUCAUCAUCAUCUUCGUCACGUUCUGCCAAGAAGGCUCGUCCUGUAUCCUCUUAUGCCUCUUUCUCAACUGAACCUUCCCCCUCACCCGAACCAGAGGUAUCUACCAAGGGACCAAAUGCAUUUUCAGUGCUUAUGAGUGGACACAAGGAGAAGGAUCAAUGGAAAGAUGCGGAAGCGGAUUUGAAGAGGGAUGGCAAGCGAUUUGUGGGAAGGAGGAAGGCACCGUUCUAUAAGGUCAUGACUGGAAUGCCUGUAGCUGUCGAUGCAUUCAGGUAUGGUGCAAUACCGAAAGUCACUGCGUACCUCUUGACACACGCACACUCAGAUCAUUAUACCAAUCUAUCAAAGAGCUGGACACAUGGUCCGAUAUACUGUUCAGAGACAACCGCCAAUCUAAUCGUACAUAUGUUGGGUGUGGAACCCAAGUGGGUGCAUGGGUUACCUGAUGAUAUACCUUUUGAGAUGCCAAAUACCGGUGGUGUCACGGUCACACCCAUGGAGGCGAACCAUUGUCCGGGAUCAUCUAUAUUCCUGUUCGAAGGGCCACAGACUGUCAACGCCGGUGAUUCGGGCUUCAGGUCACCCUACGUGGGAAGCAAGAAGAUCUUCCGGUAUUUGCAUUGUGGAGAUUUUAGAGCAUGCCCAAAAAUGGUCCUUCACCCAGCGAUAGCCAGAGCACCCAUUCACACUUGCUAUCUCGAUACGACUUACCUAAAUCCCAAAUACUGUUUCCCGCCUCAACCACAAGUGAUCAACGCGUGUGCAUCGUUAGCUCGGAAGAUGGUGGUCGGAUUGUCCGCAAAUGCACCUGACUUCCAAGCUAUGCAGCCGAAAGUUUAUAUAAAGGCGGAAGAAGGAGAAGAGAUAAAACCUGAUCCCUCAGAGUUGGCCGAAAGAUCAAAAGCCAUGAUGGCUGGAUGGUUGGUCAAGAAAGAAGACAACGAUGUGAAAGAGGAAUUGAGAGAUAUCAACGAUGUCAAGCCGAAGGGGCGUACCCUGGUGGUUAUGGGAACGUAUUCCAUAGGGAAAGAGAGGAUCGUCAAAGCGGUGGCGAAAGCUCUGGGAACUACCAUAUAUUGCGAUCCUCGAAAGAAAGGGAUACUGCUUUGUCAGACCGAUCCAGAGCUGCAUGCUAUGCUAAGUACUGAUCCCAUAUCGUCUCAAGUCCACCUUUUACCACUUGGUAAUAUCCAGCUCGAUCGUAUGCAACCUUACCUCGCUCGACUACACCCACAUUUUGAUCGAGUACUGGCUUUCAGACCUACCGGAUGGACGUAUACCCCACCGGCAGGUACAGAUAUGUUACCUGAUGUCAACACUGUCAUCAAGCGUGAUCAGGCCAGAUGGUUCAGUGAGAAGGAUUUGAAGGAGAUGAGAGGGAGUUGUAGGACUUUUCAAUUAUUUGGCGUACCAUACUCUGAACAUUCAAGUUUCACUGAAUUAACGUGCUUCGCCUUAUCAAUCCCUGGACCUGAUCUCAAAAUGAUAGCUACUGUUAAUGUGGGAAAUGAAAAGAGUCGAGCGAAAAUGAAGAAAUGGUUCGAGAAGUGGGCAGCUGAAAAGUCACGUAGGAAAGAUAAGGGGUUGCCUGCGAUAGUGGAUUAUCGUGAUGAGACUUUUGUAAGUGAUUGUGAUCAGCCGUUGCCAUUACAUAACAGCUUGUGCUGA